AUUUUGAGGAGUUAUAAACUGAGACUUAAGGUUUUCCAAAUGCUUGAAUUGCAAUAUUUUGAUGGAAUUAGGAAGGGAGACUUUACUCAUUUGGAUAAUGAUGCAAUUUCAUGUAUAAAAUAUCGCCGACAGACAGUGACCGAGGAGUUGGAGAUAUAACUUUUCGUCUUGAAGGGGAGUGGAGGCAAGCCAAGGGAGCUGAACGACCUCCCAUCCAUCCUUUUCUUCCCCUCUCAAUUGUAAAAACUAAAAAGAAAAUUUCGAAUUCCUGAAUUGAGCAGAACCAGAGGGCUCAGGCCAUGGUCUAGAGACAAGGAUUUCACUCUCUCCUUCUAUUUCUUCCUGUCUGCCUUUGUCUCUCCCAAGAUGGGAAACAAGUGUAUUAGCUUAGAUGGAAGAGGAUCGAAGCGCCACAGCCCGAAGAAACUGCGAUGGACCUCCCCGACAACCCGUCCUCCUGGCUCUGCUCGAGCUCCUUAAAGAAAAAAUUUCAUGUGUUUGAAAUUUAAAUGGGUUCUUCAUUUUUCGGAAGCGAUUUCCUUUGUUUUUAUGGUAAUGGUGAUGAUGAGUGUUGUUUUGAUUAUGGUAACGGGGCUGUGGGUUUUGGGGGUGUUAUUGGAGAGGAGUGGGGUUGGGGCCGUAAGAAGGCGCUGGUGUUGGAUGGGUCGAGGGGGGAGCUGGUGGAGGAGGUGCCCAGAGCGGUGGUGACCGAGGCUAAGAAUGCAGCAGCCCUCAGGAGCCAUAGUGACGCGGAGAGGCGUCGAAGGGAGAGGAUCAACGCCCAUCUUAAUACUCUCAGAGCCCUUAUUUCUGGCCCUAACAAGAUGGACAAGGCUUCUUUGCUUGCACAAGUGAUCAAUCAUUUAAGGGAUUCGAAGAGAAAGGCAGAUGAGAUCAGUAAAGGAUCCCUUAUCCCUACAGCUUUCGACGAAGUCAGAGUGGAAAAUGAGGCAGAUGGACCUAAUAAGGAAGGCGUUUUCCUAAGAGUAUCUCUUUGUUGUGAUGAUCGGCCUGAUCUUUUGAUCGAUUUAAAAAGGACACUUCAGAAUCUUCGACUGAAAAUAAUAAGUGCGGAGAUCUCAACUUUGGGUGGCAGAGUAAAGAAUGUCUUUGUGCUGACAACAUGCAAAGAAAAUGGUGAUGCUAACAAACACCAGGUAUCUGCAAGUUCUGUUCAUAAGGCCUUGAAUUCUGUUGUGGACAGAUUUUCUUCUUCGGAGUAUUCAACGAGGAAUUCGUUUUCAAGCAAAAGACGGAGGAUUUCUUUGUUCAAUUCUUCAUUCUCCUCUUCGUAAAAGCUGUCAAUUGAGUGACAUCUGCCCGUCUUGAAGGUUUUGAUUGAGUUCAACGUGUUCCUGGUGCUGCCAGACUUCUCUGAGUUCAUUAAGCUGAGCUUUUAUAUUAGUCACUUCUAUGAUUAUAUAUAGGCAUCAAUUUGGACAUCGGUUGGUUCUAGCGAAUUCUCCAUGGUAUCAUGAAUCAUUGAACUUCCAUUGUAAGAAGGUGUAAUUGGUUUUAGCUUGUAAAUUAAGAUCUGUAUGCAAUGCAGUUGGUCAUAUGUCAAUGCCAAAGUUGUAACUUUGACAGUCGGAAAAAAAAAAAAAAGUGUGUAAGUUUUGUGUUACUAUUGAUACUAAUUGGUUGUUUUUGUUGUUGUUGAGUCA
Molecule: messenger RNA, 1664 nt
Organism: Amborella trichopoda
Lineage: Eukaryota; Viridiplantae; Streptophyta; Magnoliopsida; Amborellales; Amborellaceae
Product: transcription factor bHLH30
Biological process (GO): regulation of DNA-templated transcription
Molecular function (GO): protein dimerization activity; DNA-binding transcription factor activity
Source: RefSeq, a predicted model, not a curated record